AUGUUUGGAGACUUAAAGCAAGCAAUGAUCAAGGAGUUUGAGAUUAUGAAUAUUGCUCUUAUGUCCUACUACUUAGGGAUUGAGAUCAAACAAGGAGAAGAUGAAAUCUUUGUGAAUCAAGAGAAGUUUGCAAAGAAGAUUCUCAAGAAAUUCAAAAUGAAGGAUUGUGCAAAAGUGAAUACUCCAGUCGAGUGUGGAGUGAAGAUGUCAAAGAAUGAUAAAGAGGGGAAUAUAAACUCUACAACAUUUAAGAGUUUAGUUAGGAGUUUGAGAUAUUUGACAUGUACUCGUCCAUAUAUUUUUGAUGAAGUAAGACUUACGAGUAGGUUUAUGGAGACAUCAACUAUGACUUACUUCAAAGCCUUGAAGCGAAUUCUACGAUACAUCAAAGGUACCAUAGAUUUUGGCUUAUUCUAUGAUUAUUCUAAUAGCUUUGAUCUUGUGGGUUAUAGUGAUAGUGAUUAG
This is a messenger RNA of Populus nigra (black poplar), 465 nucleotides long. RefSeq lists its product as uncharacterized. The coding region runs from base 1 to 465 and encodes 154 amino acids. NCBI's taxonomy places the organism in Eukaryota, Viridiplantae, Streptophyta, Magnoliopsida, Malpighiales, Salicaceae. The transcript has a single exon. The record is from RefSeq and is a predicted model, not a curated record.